This is a messenger RNA of Mirounga angustirostris (Northern elephant seal), 4480 nucleotides long. It is a transcript of the gene ARHGEF2, whose product is annotated as Rho/Rac guanine nucleotide exchange factor 2. Gene Ontology annotation, cellular component: ruffle membrane; cytoskeleton. Bases 173 to 3415 code for a protein of 1080 amino acids. The transcript has 27 exons. NCBI's taxonomy places the organism in Eukaryota, Metazoa, Chordata, Mammalia, Carnivora, Phocidae. The record is from RefSeq and is a predicted model, not a curated record. Gene Ontology annotation, biological process: positive regulation of neuron differentiation; cell morphogenesis; regulation of Rho protein signal transduction. Gene Ontology annotation, molecular function: guanyl-nucleotide exchange factor activity; microtubule binding.
GAGCAAACUGCAGGCAGUGGGAUGCACGGGCGCCCGGGAGGCCCCCUUGUUGCAGAGCCAAGAGGAACUGGACGCCUUUCUGGAACUGCAGCGCCUAGGUGGCCAGCCCUCCCGCGUGGGUCAGAGUUGCUGUCAUCCGUCUGCUGGCCCUUUGGACCACUCGGCCCCUGGCAUGCUUUCCAAGUCUGUAUCCAUGAGCGGCAUCAGUUGCCUCUUGGGCUGCUCUGAUCCAGCUGCAGGGAAUUUCUACCAGUCCUCUGCCACUGACCUCAGCCAAAGCUGUAGCCGACUGGAACGGGGCUCAGGAAUCUGGGCAGGCUCCCCACUGCAGCGCACCCUCAGCUUCCUCCUGGGCAUGACCGGAAAGGCCAAGACCCGGGAAAAGGAGAAGAUGAAGGAAGCCAAGGAUGCCCGCUAUACCAACGGGCACCUCUUCACCACCAUCUCCGUCUCGGGCAUGACCAUGUGCUAUGCCUGUAACAAGAGCAUCACGGCCAAGGAGGCCCUCAUCUGCCCAACCUGCAACGUGACCAUCCACAACCGCUGUAAAGACACGCUGGCCAACUGCACCAAGGUCAAGCAGAAGCAGCAGAAAGCCGCCCUGCUGAAGAACAACACCGCCCUGCAGUCCGUUUCCCUCCGCAGUAAGACCACCCCCCGGGAGCGGCCAAGCUCUGCCAUCUACCCCUCCGACAGCUUCCGGCAAUCCCUGCUAGGUUCCCGCCGCGGCCGCUCCUCCUUGUCGCUAGCCAAGAGUGUCUCCACCACCAACAUCGCUGGACACUUCAGUGACGAGUCGCCCCUGGGGCUGCGCCGAAUCCUGUCCCAGUCCACAGACUCCCUCAACAUGCGGAACCGAGCCCUGUCCGUGGAGUCCCUCAUGGAUGAAGGUGCAGAGGUGUUCUACAGCGAGCUGAUGAGUGACUUUGAGACAGACGAGAGGGACUUCGCAGCCGACUCGUGGAGCUUGGCCGUGGACAGCAGCUUCCUGCAGCAGCAGAAGAAGGAGGUGAUGAAGCAGCAGGAUGUCAUCUACGAACUCAUCCAGACGGAGCUGCGCCACGUGCGGACGCUGAAGAUCAUGACCCGCCUCUUCCGCACGGGGAUGCUGGAAGAGCUGCAGCUCGAGCCGGGGCUGGUGCAGGGGCUGUUCCCUUGCGCGGAUGAGCUCAGUGACAUCCACACGCGCUUCCUCAGCCAGCUGCUAGAGCGCCGACGCCAGGCCCUGUGCCCUGGAAGCACCCGCAACUUCGUCAUCUAUCGCUUGGGUGACCUGCUCAUCACCCAGUUCUCAGGUCCCAGUGCGGAGCAGAUGCGUAAGACCUACUCGGAGUUCUGCAGCCGCCACACCAAGGCCUUAAAGCUUUAUAAGGAGCUGUAUGCCCGCGACAAAAGGUUUCAGCAGUUCAUCCGGAAGGUGACCCGCUCGGCCGUGCUCAAGAGGCAUGGGGUACAAGAGUGCAUCCUGCUGGUGACCCAGCGCAUCACCAAGUACCCGGUGCUCAUCAACCGGAUCCUGCAGCACUCCCACGGGACGGAGGAGGAGCGCCAGGACCUGACCACGGCACUGGGGCUGGUGAAGGAGCUGCUGUCCAACGUGGACCAGGAUGUGCACGAGCUGGAGAAGGGAGCCCGCCUGCAGGAGAUCUACCACCGUAUGGACCCUCGGGCCCAGGCCCCGGUGCCUGGCAAGGGCCCGUUCGGCCGAGAGGAGCUUCUGCGGCGCAAGCUUAUCCACGAUGGUUGCCUGCUCUGGAAGACAGCAACUGGCCGCUUCAAAGACGUCCUGAUGCUGCUGAUGACAGACGUGCUGCUGUUUCUGCAGGAGAAGGACCAGAAGUACAUCUUUCCCGCCCUGGACAAGCCCUCGGUGGUAUCACUGCAGAAUCUAAUUGUGCGAGACAUCGCCAACCAGGAGAAAGGGAUGUUUCUGAUCAGCGCCACACCCCCUGAGAUGUAUGAGGUCCACACGGCAUCCCGGGAUGACCGGAGCACCUGGAUCCGAGUCAUUCAGCAGAGUGUGCGCGUGUGGCCCAUGGAGAGGCACACGCACCGGGAAAUUCGGAUGAUGGGUGUGAAGAAAAGCAGGGGGUCGGGAGUGAGUGAAGCCAGGGCUUGGGGCUGGUGCCCAUCCAGAGAGGACUUCCCCCUGAUUGAGACAGAGCACGAGGCUUACCUGCGCCGAAUCAAGAUGGAGCUGCAACAGAAAGACCAGGCCCUGGUUGAGCUGCUGCAGGAGAAGGUCGGGCUGUUCGCCGAAAUGACCCAUUUCCAGGUGGAGGAGGAUGGUGGUGGGUUGACCCUGCCCGCCCUACCCAGGGGCCUUUUCCGCUCCGAGUCCCUGGAGUCCCCCCGUGGCGAGCGGCUGCUGCAGGAUGCCAUCCGUGAGGUGGAGGGUCUGAAAGACCUCCUGGUGGGGCCUGGAGUAGAACUGCUCCUGACACCCCGGGAACCAGCCUUGCCCGUGGACCAGGAUGGCGGCGGUAGCACGAGUCCUGGGGUCACUGCCAAUGGUGAGCCCAGAACCUUCAAUGGCUCGAUUGAGCUCUGCAGAACCGACUCAGACUCCAGCCAGAAGGACCGGAAUGGAAAUCAGCUGAGAGCCCCCCAGGAGGAGGCGUUACAGCGGUUGGUCAAUCUCUACGGACUUCUGCACGGCCUCCAGGCGGCCGUGGCGCAGCAGGACACGCUGGUGGAAGCGCGGCUCCCCGAGGGCGCCGAGCGGCGGGAGAAGCUGGCCCGCGCCAACUCUGCCAACUCGCGGGACGGAGAGGCCGGCCGAGCCGGGCCCGCCCCCGCGGCGCCGGACAAGCAGGCCACCGAGCUGGCGCUGCUGCAGCGGCAGCACGCUCUGCUGCAGGAGGAGCUGCGGCGCUGCCGGCGGCUGGGCGAGGAGCGCGCCACCGAGGCGGGCAGCCUGGAGGCGCGGCUGCGCGAGAGCGAGCAGGCCCGCGCCCGGCUGGAGCGGGAGGCCGACGAGGCCCGCAGGCAGCUGGCCGCCCUGGGCCAGAGCGAGCCGCCCCCGGCCGAGGCCCCCUGGGCCCGCAGGCCCCUGGACCCGCGGCGCCGCAGCCUCCCCGCGGGCGACGCCCUGUACCUGAGCUUCACGCCCCCGCAGCCCAGCCGAGGCCACGACCGCCUGGAUUUGUCUGUGACCAUUCGCUCUGUCCACCGACCCUUUGAGGACCGAGACAGACAGGAGCUGGGCAGCCCCGACGAGCGGCUGCAGGACAGCAGCGACGCGGACACGGGCAGCGAGGAGGAGGGGGGCAGCCGCCUGUCCCCGCCCCACAGUCCGCGAGCCGCAGGGUACCUUCUGUCGUCGGGAGGAUCCAGAGCAGACUUCACCCGAAUGCAGGACAUCCCGGAAGAGAUCGAGAGUCGCGACGGGGAGCCUGUGGCUUCAGAGAGCUAAGGGGGCCCCUGCCCCGUCCGGUGCCCCCAGGAAGAACACAGCGAGGGACGCGGACCUUGGGGACUGCAACCUGCCAAUGGCGAGGGCACAUUCAAAAGAACUGCUGACCCCCUGCCAGCUCUUGGGCUCCUCGGACACCUGCGGCCCCCGGGAAGCUGCAGGGCUUGGGCCACAGUGCCCCCUGCUGGCAUCCGGGAGCUACACCGCAGAUGCCACGUUUUCAUGCCUUCUUCCCUCUACUUUAGGAAAAUUUAUUUAUUUAUUGUUUAUUAGUUACACAGGGAGUGGGGAGAUUUAGAGGACCAGGGACACGGGAACCAAGCCAUAGGGAUCGGGGGCCUUGUCCUGUAACACUACUGGGGUUUAUCAGGCUUAACCCCGCGGCCGCUGGGUUCUAGCCCCGACGCGCCUCCCCAGCAACACCGUCUUUGGGGAGAGGCUGCUGCGCCGCCAGACCCUUCCGGAAGGGCUGUGGGCGGCCGUGCCCCCUCCCCUCCCCCGCUAACUGCUGUUCUCCCUUCUCUCCAUCCUCGCUGGAGAGCCCAGGGAGACAGCCUGGCUCCCCGGAGUCGGAGGCAAUGGAGUAGAGGUCGAGGGGGCCACGAUGGCUCUGUUGGGGGGUGAGGGGAAAGCCCACGGGACCAGAAUGUUUUUUGUUGUUGUUUUCUUUUUUGUACCAAAGCCAGCUGCACGUGUUUUGUAUUUUUAAGAGAUGAUUGUAGGCAAUUAGAAAUCACAGCCUUCUAUUUCUGCUUAUCAGAAGAGCUUGAGGGGUGGGGGGGGGGAACGGCGUCCCCUCAUCUGCAGUAACGGGGGACCUACUCUGACCUCUCCUCCAGCCGUUUGGAAAACAUGUUGUAGGGUGAGUUGGGAAAUCUCUGUGAACCUUGACCUCAUCCCCACCUCAGCAACCAUGACUGAAGCCUCAGCGUGAAUUGGGGGGUUUUCCAGUGGCCCCCCAGUGCCCACCAGCCCCAGCCAUUUUCUGCCCAUUUGAUUGUUUAAGAAAAAAAAAAGAAAAGAAAAGAUAAAGCAGGGAAAAUUAAAGACCUGGACCCCCACGAA